AUGAAUAUAGAGGAAAUCUUGCCAGAACUAUUUGGCGAAAAACGUGUAUACUAUUGUCAGAGAUGUCUCAACCAUGGCCUUCGAGAGAAGCGGAAGAAUCAUAAGGCGUCUUGUUCGUUUCGCUUCUGUCAGUGCUCAAAUUGUAUUAUGGUUGAACGUCGUCGUCAGCUCAACUCGCGUCUUAUGCAAAUCGAAGGCAGUCAGGAGGACCACAAGAAGUCGUCAACAAAUCCAACAACCCUCGCAAUGGCGUUGGCAUCUUCAGAAGAGGAUCAAAUGGAGUGUACCAGUCAGUCGGAGACCACUAAUGAGAGUAGUGGAGAGGAUAAGGAUGACGGGAAGCCGAAAGAACGUCGACCAAACUGCCAGCGAUGUGCUCAACACAGUGUGGUAAACCGUCUAAAGGGCCACAAGCGAGCAUGUCCAUAUCGGGACUGCUAUUGCCCGAAGUGUCAAGUGGUCGUCGAGCGUCAGAAGUUGAUGGCCGAUCAAAUAAAAUUGAGAAGACGUCAGAAACGCGAGAAGAACAAUUUGAACAGCGAGCGCGAGGCACCCCCGUCUCACAGUAUGACUCCAUCGCCAACAGCCACGACCCCACCUGUGGCUUCCGACCCUUCCACUCCUAUGUGUAUCAAAUGCGCCCAACAAGUCAUCGGAUAUCAGCAAAUUUUAUCAUUUUUGGAUCCAUCAGCUACUAUCCAGGAUCCUAUGCUAACCUUGUCAGCUGUUCUUUCAGCUUGUCCUCAUAAAAAUGAGUAG
Caenorhabditis briggsae is the source of this 759-nucleotide messenger RNA. It is a transcript of the gene Cbr-dmd-3, whose product is annotated as Protein CBR-DMD-3. The record is from RefSeq and is a predicted model, not a curated record. Lineage: Eukaryota; Metazoa; Nematoda; Chromadorea; Rhabditida; Rhabditidae. Gene Ontology annotation, molecular function: RNA polymerase II cis-regulatory region sequence-specific DNA binding; DNA-binding transcription factor activity, RNA polymerase II-specific. Gene Ontology annotation, biological process: regulation of transcription by RNA polymerase II; sex differentiation. The transcript has 5 exons. The coding region runs from base 1 to 759 and encodes 252 amino acids. Gene Ontology annotation, cellular component: nucleus.